GUGUCAAAAUUUCGUAAUUGUAAGCGAGAGUAGUUACGUGAAGUGACAUUAACCGAACACUUGCCUCAUCCAUGAUAUACAAAUAGUUGAAAUUUGAUUCACAGUUUUGUUAAUACGAAAUGGCUUUGCAUUUGAGCAUUGGGUGUUUGUGUUGUUUAAGCCCAAUGAGGGGUCAGAAACAGAAAAUCAGAGGUGUAGCAGCUGAGAGUAGUGUUAAACUUAACUCAGAAGAAGAAGAUAAGGUGAAGCUUGGUGGCUCUGAUUUGAAGGUAACUAAGCUUGGAAUUGGGGCUUGGUCUUGGGGUGACACAAGCUAUUGGAACAACUUCGAAUGGGAUGAUAAGAAACUUAAGGCUGCAAAGACUGCUUUUGAUGCUAGCAUUGAUUCUGGAAUCACAUUCAUCGAUACUGCUGAGGUUUAUGGUUCAAGGUUUUCAUUCGGUGCGAUAAAUUCUGAAACACUACUAGGAAGAUUCAUCAAGGAAAGAAAAGAAAAAGAUCCAGAGGUGGAGGUUGCUGUUGCAACUAAAUUUGCUGCAUUACCAUGGAGGCUUGGUCGUCAAAGUGUCCUAGCGGCCCUAAAAGAUUCUCUUGCACGUAUGGAACUUUCUUCAGUUGAUCUUUAUCAACUUCACUGGCCAGGAAUAUGGGGAAAUGAAGGUUAUAUUGACGGUUUAGGAGAUGCAGUGGAGCAGGGCCUUGUAAAAGCUGUGGGAGUAUCUAACUAUAGUGAAAAGCGUCUUCGCGAUGCAUAUGAGCAGCUGAAGAGGAGAGGUAUUCCACUAGCUUCAAAUCAAGUCAAUUAUAGUCUGAUAUACAGGUUGCCAGAGCAAAAUGGUGUCAAGGCCGCCUGUGAUGAAUUGGGAGUCACAUUGAUUGCAUAUUCACCCAUUGCUCAAGGAGCUUUGACUGGAAAAUAUACUCCAGAAAAUCCUCCCACUGGCCCUCGCGGACAGAUCUAUACUCCUGAAGUUCUUACCAAAUUGCAGCCACUCAUAAAUAGAAUAAAGGAGAUUGGAGAUAGCUACAAUAAGACUUCAACUCAGGUGGUCCUGAAUUGGUUGAUUGCACAGGAGAAUGUUGUUCCCAUCCCAGGAGCCAAAAAUGCUGAGCAGGCUAAAGAAUUUGGUGGUGCGUUGGGUUGGAGACUAACCCAACAAGAAAUAGACCAACUUCGUUCAUUGGCAUCAGAAUUAAAACCUGUUACUGGUUUCCCUGUCGAAAAGUUGUAAACAUCAUUUUACAUGUACAUUAACAAAGUCUUCGAAAUGUAACUAGUACUAAUAAAGCUGCUGCUGCUGCAACAUCGUAAUCCGUGCUCAUAAGUGGAGUUUCGAGAAGGUGAUAUAUAUAUACUAGUUUUCGAAACGUGCUCGCACGUUUGUCCCAUACAAUUAUUAUAAAGUUGAAUUAUUAUAUAAUAUUGAAAUUAGAAAUAUUAGUUUUACCUGUU
Messenger RNA from Solanum lycopersicum (tomato), 1453 nucleotides. RefSeq names its product NAD(P)-linked oxidoreductase superfamily protein. Lineage: Eukaryota; Viridiplantae; Streptophyta; Magnoliopsida; Solanales; Solanaceae. The record is from RefSeq and is marked validated. Gene Ontology annotation, cellular component: cytoplasm.